AUGGCUUCCGAACAAGUCCAAUACGAUGCCGAUGAUGAAAUCUCGUGCUUCUUCAAGAAGACCUCAGUCGACCAAGCCGAAUGCGACCGACUAGCCAAGGACUUUGUCGGGGGCGAUAUCACCCCCGUAUUCCGACUUCGUUCCCUGGCCCUUGAAAGCAAGACCAGUGAACUGGCGCGGGAUGUAUAUGGCAAUCUCGCCCCAGAGGUGUCCUUCAAGCAACAGCUUGGCGAGGCAGUGGAUGGUAAGGAGCCGCUGUUGGUCUAUGUUAUGACCCGCUUGAAGGGCAUGAGUCAUUUGGACUUCAUAUUGGAAGACGGCUUCCCUAAGAAUUCGCCUGAGAACUUUGCGCGGCGUCAGACGCUGAUGAAAGACGUAGCACGAUUUAUCGCUCUGGCGUGGAAAUCUCCUCAGCCAAUAGAUCCGACCCAGCGUAACGAACUGCAUGAUACCUAUCAGAAGGAACUUCAGCAGCUACUAGGCGCCUUGCCGCCGCGGUUUCGCAACGUCGUUCAGCACAGCUUGGAUAUGUUGCCAGAGAUCUUCCGACCUCCCAUGGUUCUCCUUCACAAAGACUUCGGAGACUGCAACAUCUUCGUGGACGAAGCUUGCCACCUGGUCGGUGUGGUCGACUGGGCCGAAGCAGAAGUCGGCCCAUUUGGGACGAACCUGCACUCUCUCCAGGGGUUGAUGAGCAACCUGCAUCUUUCCAAAGGGUGGAUCCGUUAUGAAGACUACGAUGCACUGGUGGCUACGUUUUGGGAAACUUUCAGCACCGAGGUGGGUGGGCUUGAUGCAGGAGACCUCUGGGUAAUUCAGGCCGCAAGUGUGGUAGGUCUGCUCAGAUCUCGCGGCUUUACUAGCCGUCUGGCGAAUAUGCCGGAGCCACAGCCGAUUAAUGAUGAUGCUUCGGGACGUUACAACAUGAUGAUUUUAGAUGGUCUGCUGUUGAACCGGGCCACUAGAUUCGAGGGACUCGGGCUCUUCGAAGCUGAUCCCAGCGUGUAG
This is a messenger RNA of Anthostomella pinea, 1008 nucleotides long. NCBI's taxonomy places the organism in Eukaryota, Fungi, Ascomycota, Sordariomycetes, Xylariales, Xylariaceae. The record is from the annotation of a GenBank genome assembly.